GGGGGGGGGAGAGAGAAAUGGGGAGUGAAAUCUACGCAGAGACACAGACGUAGACGCACUUGUACAACAUGCACACACUCACAAGCACACAGACACACACACGCAUACGCACCGGCUACUAUAAUCUCAACUAGACUCUAUAAUACACUCGAAAUAAUUCAGAAAUUUGAAGAGUUAAUAGUCUUAAAAUAGAGAGAAGAUAAGAAAGAAAGAAAAAAAAAAAAAAAACGAAAGGACAUUGAACAUUGAAUAUCUUCAAUGAUUUUUGUUUAAACUGGACAAAAUACUACGAGAAAUUUUGAAUAUAUAUACGUAUAAAUAUUAUCCAAGGGAUCUGUAAUGUCAAAGGAUAAUGUAUCAGAAUUAAUUCAAAAGAAUUCUUCGUCUAAUCGAAACCCACCUUCUGAGGAUCAUCAACGUAAACACCAACAACACCAAGAACAACAACACCAACAGCAAAACCAACAAAAUUUUGGAUUAACUCAUUUCACUACAAUGACAAACAAAAAAUUCUUAUUUCGAAGUCAUAGAACACUGAGUACAUGUCUGCCAGAUGAAAUGUUAUCAAAUUCUUUAAAUGCUACACAUAAUUCCUUGGAUAUACACUGUUCAAAUGAUGUCAGUCAUAUAAAAUCCGGCAAACCUCGUGUUCUAAUGUCACAAUCAUCAUUUGAAUUGAUUACAGAUAAAAGUAUUCAUGAUGUUGAUGAUGAGGUAGACUGCAAGAAAAAAGACGAAAUUCAUUGGAAUUAUCCUUCUUCUUCUUCAUAUUGUAGUGGAAAUACUAAUGUUACUAGCCCUAUUAAUACAUCAGAAUGUAUAUCAUCACCUAGUGAUUAUAAUUCGAGUACAAGUAGUAGGAAUAUUCUAAGACGUCAACAGCAACAGUGUACAGCUGAAACAUCAUCUCUUCCACAUACCUCAUCAUCAAUAUCGAAUGAAAAUACUGCAGGUCAGUAUGUAUCUUCAAAUAGUCUAAAAAAGUGGAAGACAUUGAAAACUGAACAUGUGAAAGAUCAACAGUCGUCAGACUCAGUCAGUCAAACUGUACAUAAACCAACCAAUAAUAAUGAUUCAUCAGCAGCAGUUACUCACACUGGUCAGUUUAGUCGACCGGGAUUUCUACGUCAUCCGUUACGCAAAGCUAUGAGUUAUGUGAAACCACAGCCUGAACCAUCUGUUUCAGUUAAGUCAACUACAAGAAGACUACAACACACCUUGACAAUUGAAAGACCAGAUGAUCGUAAAUUCAAAUCGAUGAGUAGUAAGAAUUCAAAUCGUAGUUCACUUCGUGCUAGUGCUAAUCAGUCAGAUUUUUCAAAUAAGGCAUCAUCCGCUCAAAGUCCAGAUUAUCAGCAUUCAUACGAUUAUUCCGAUCGAUCAUUAUUUCCUGAAGUAUACAGUGGAGAUUCUUCUGACCUGACUACUCCUUCAAAACAAACUGUGAAAUAUGAUUUAGACAGAAAAGCGAAACAGAAAGAUGUCCGUCAUCUGAAUGAUUUAUUAGCUAACUUCUUGUCGAAAUCAUUUUCCAAUGCAUUUAAACGACCAGUUGGAAAGUCAAAAAGUGCCUCACCAACAACUGAUACUGAUAAUACUACCAAUAGUAAUAAUAAUAACAAUAAUAAGUGCAAUGAUUCCUUUAAAUUUGAUACUCGUGAAGUAGAAGGUUGUCAAGAGAACCUUGUGGUGAACGAACAUAUACCAACAAGAAGUCAACUUCAUCAAUGGGAACAAUCAUUUGACAAACUACUAGCUGAUACAGAUGGUUUAACGCAAUUUCAUCAAUUUUUAAAAUCAGAAUACAGUGAAGAAAAUAUUGAGUUUUGGGUGAUUUGUGAAUUGUAUAAGCAUUUACCAGCAUCACUGUUAAGCGAAGAAUCCCAAAAGAUCUACAAACUUUAUCUAGCUCCUCAUUCACCUCGUGAAGUGAAUUUAGAUUCUGAAACACGUAAUCGAACAAUUUCCGGCUUAUCGAAUCCAACGAAUGAAUCAUUUGUAAUAGCUCAACAAACAAUUCAAGGUUUAAUGAAUAAAGACUCCUAUCAAAGAUUUCUACGAUCUUCAUUCUAUUUUGAUUUGAAACAGUUAGUAUGGGAUACACAUUCAUCUGGUGAUCUGUUAACAGUUGAUGAAUCAUUCAGCAGUAGUAUAAAGACGGAGAGUGACAGUGACAUUACUAAAUCGAAUUAUGAAAUGGAACAUCCUACUUCUAUAGCAAUAAAUCCAAACAGUGAGUGUUGUUCAUACUCAGAAGAGGGCAGAAUUAAGGAUAUUCCGAUAUCUCUUCCAUCAUCAGAUAUUGUCAUUGAAUCACCUGAAGAACCUUCAAUAUCGAAUGGAACAGAUCUGGAAUGUUGCCAACAAAACACUGUAUUAUCCUCCCCUGAACUUGAUCAAUCUCUCUCCUGUCCACCAACAGCUUCAUACGAGAAACAUUUAGAAAAAUACAACUAUGAUGAUGAUGAUGAUGAUGAUUUAAUCCAUGAUCCCUCAGUUGAACCCAAAUCUCCUAUUUCACCGAACGAUGAACAUUCAGUACAAGAAAUUCCAAGUUCUGUUUCAACUGAAGCAGCUCCACAUUCUCCAGAACUUUCAUCGACUAGUGGUGCGUCAUUAUUAAUUGGUCAAGAGGAUAAUUAUAAAUUAAAACAAAAUAUUAGUACAGAUAUUUAAACGCUGAACAUCAUCCUCAUCGGUAUCGUCAUCCUCAUCAUCUCCAGUAACUGUAACCAAGAGAGGCAGUAAGAGAUAAGUAAAAAACGAAAAAGUUGGUUGGUUUUUGCUCCCAUACACUGUGAUAUUAUGCACAUAUAUAUAAAAUAUAUUUUGUAAAACAAUCGAUCAAUAUAAUUUUGAAUUCAGUCUAUAGUCUAUAGUUGGUAUUGUCUUUAACAAGAGGGAUAUCGUCACCUUUCUUUGCACACACUGUAAUGCUUAUUCAUGUCAGUCACCUGAGACAAACACACACACAUACAAACACACAAACACACACACACAAAAGCAAAUAUGAC
This is a messenger RNA of Trichobilharzia szidati, 3014 nucleotides long. The record is from the annotation of a GenBank genome assembly. Lineage: Eukaryota; Metazoa; Platyhelminthes; Trematoda; Strigeidida; Schistosomatidae.